This is a messenger RNA of Spizellomyces punctatus DAOM BR117, 973 nucleotides long. RefSeq lists its product as uncharacterized. Lineage: Eukaryota; Fungi; Chytridiomycota; Chytridiomycetes; Spizellomycetales; Spizellomycetaceae. The transcript is spliced from 2 exons. The coding region runs from base 392 to 718 and encodes 108 amino acids. The record is from RefSeq and is a predicted model, not a curated record.
CGUUAAGCCUUUUGGGCUGUGGGCUUUUUGUCGAUAUUUAUUGGGGUUAGACUUUCAUGAUUGAGAUAUUUUUCAUGCAUGUUUGUAAAGAGUUUUACAAGUGAAGGACAGCAGUGAAAUAUCAUUCAUCAAAAUGUACAAGCGAUUAUUGGGAUAUUGAAGUCAUUUUACAACCGACUCUUGCCCAUUGGCCUUCCUGUCCCACUUUCUGCGUUAGCUAAUCCACCAGAAUGAAUUGGGCCUUUCUGAGGGGGUGGAGGAACACCACCGCCUUCCCUUCGUCUAUCUUUCUCCUUCUCAUGACGGCCGGCAUCCUCACUGUCGCUGGACGAAGGAGCAGACGAUUCACCUUUGCUGUUUUUGAGAUGGGCGAUUGGCUGUGCUUGGGAAGAUGAGUUGGGCAAGUCGCGAUGGGGAGAUCGAGCAUCUUCGGGAAGGGUGUGCAUUGGUUUUGGUGGGUUUGAGGGAGGAUUCAGCUUGCGGCCAUCAUUUGCAGCCGUUACAAAUGUGGAAGGCGGCUUUGGCUCGGAUGAGAGUUUGCGACGAGAUGCUUCAUCUGGAAUGGCUCUGUAGGGUGCAGCAAUGUCCGCUCAUUAAAAUCCUUUUCUUCCAGAUGAUAAUCUGUUGUCAAACUCAUACCUUUGAAGAACCUCGACUUCUGCUGAAGGGACAUCAGAACAGGUGCUCGUUUGUCCUUUUUAUAUCAGCGACAAAGUGAUGAUCGACGGGGGGAUUAUGUCACAGCCGCGUUGGAUCAUGGUGACGCUGGUGGGGGCGCUCGCGUCCAAAAGAUGGAUACCGCUAAUCUAUCUUUCUGUUGCGGAAACCAACGGAAUUGCAUCAAAAGGCAGCAAAUGUAUGCAGUGACCAGCAUCAGAUUCACCUCAACUUAACUGAUUAAAUAGUUACUGGGUUUGCAUCUCUCCGAAUGAUCGUCAUCUGGUGCAGCGAGUAGCAAUUGAAAGUCACGCAC